AGAGAGAGAGAGAGAGAGAGAAUGUGUUCAACGCCUUGUAUCUUCAUGAUGUAUGAGGAUAGUAGAGCGUACAAGCCAUGGAAAACCUUGUUCAUAAACAUUGGACCAUACCAUUACAGAAUCGACCACACAUUGGAGGAAACCGUGCUCCACUUGGUCGUGCAGAGGGCGCAAAUGGGUAGCAUAGAGGAUGUCGUUAAUGCCGUAAGAGAUGAUGCACUGGAGGUGAGAAAAUGUUACGAAGGGGCGAAUAGCGCACUAUACAAAUUUCCGAACAACGACGAAUUUGUGAUGACGCUUGUAAGAGAUGGAUGCUUCGUGUUAGAGUUGAUGCACAUCAUGACAACAGAGCCGCAUCCCUUUCGCACCAUCGUCACCAGGUUUUCCCCCACCUUAUUUCCACUCAACAACACCAUGAUCCGCCAUAUUCUGCUUGACGUGUUGGUGGUCAAGAACCAAAUCCCCAUGGCCUUUCUUCAACGCCUUUACAGCCACCUGCAAUACGGAGAUCCGCAAUUCGAAACCAUGCUCAACAAAUUUUUAGAUUUCUAUUUCAUGCAAACACUUGACGAGCUAAACCUGGCCGGCGCUUGCCAUCUCCUCGACGCUGCAAGGAAGAAAUUUCUACCCAAGAUGGUAGGGCAGAGAAACGAAGCUGGCUCAGCAUCAACAGCGCGUUUCUCUCCCUGUAACUUUGGCGAGAUGAGCGUACGCUACAGUGCCAUUGAUCUCAAGGACUCGGGCGUUACCAUCUCGCCGGCGGCCGAAGGAAUGGUCAUGUGGGAUCCCAGACAGGCGUGGACGCCUCUUCUCAAGCUCCCACGCGUCCUCAUCAACAGGGACUCCGACUUCAUUUUGAGGAACAUGGUGGCUUAUGAACAACGCCUUGUGGAAGACGACAAUCACCCUGUGCAGCCGGUGUCGUCCUACCUUCGCCUCCUCAGUGACCUUGUGCUCACUGCUGCCGACGUCCGAGUCUUGACUGUCAAGGGAAUAAUAGACAACCAGCUGGGCAGCCUGGACGACAUCGUUAAUUUCUUCAAGCAUCUAGAGCUAGGAGACACAUAUGGGAUCGACAUGCUGUCUAAGACUCGGAAGGACAUCAACGAGCACUGUGAGAGAGAAGGGAUCUCGAAAUGGGCUGAUCUGACACGCACCUUUUUCAGGAGCCCGUGGUCGUACUGCUCCUUCGCUGCUGCCCUCAUUCUACUUAUUCUCACUUUACUGCAAGUGCUAGCAUACAAGCCAAAGAUGCCUUUGUUCCUGGGCGUUGGACCUUACUACGCCAGUAACGCCCACACGUUGGAGGAUACCGUGCUCAACUUGGUCCUGGAGAGGACGCAAAUUAGUAGCCCAAAAGAUGUCGUUAAUGCCCUGAGAAACGAUGCUCUGGAGGUGAGAGAAUGUUACGAAGGGGCGAAUAGCCCAUUCUAUAAACUUCCAGACAACGACGAAUUUGUGAAGCUGCUGGUAAGAGGUGGAUGCUUCGUGUUAGAGUUGAUGCACAUCAUGACAACAACGGCGCACCCCCUUCGCACCAUCAGCACCAGGUUUUCAUCCUCCUUAUUUCCACUAAACAACACCAUGCAACGCCAUAUUCUGCUCGACGUGUUGAUGGUCAAGAACCAAUUCCCCAUGGCCUUUCUUCGACGUCUCUAUAGCCACCUACAGUACAGAGAUCCGCCAUUCGAAAUCAUGCUCAACAAGUUCUUGGAUUUCCAUCUCACGCAAACAUUUGAGGUGCCAAACCUGGCCGGCACUUGCCAUCUCCUCGACGCUGCAAGGAUGAAAUUUCUGCCCAUGAUGGUUGGGCAAAGCAGCGUUGCUGGCUCGGCAACAGGAGCGUGCUUCUCUCCCGGUAACUUUGGCGAAAUGAGCGUACGCUACAGCGCUAUCGAUCUCGAGGACUCGGGCGUUACCAUCUCUCCGGCAGCCGAAGGAAUGGUGAUAUGGGAUCCGAGGCCGGCGUGGAGACCGUUUCUCAAGCUCCCGCGUAUCCUCAUCAACAGGGACUCUGACUACAUUUUCAGGAACAUGGUGGCUUACGAGCAACGGCUUGCGGAAGAUGACAACCACCCUGUGCAGCCGGUGUCGUCCUACCUUCGCCUUCUCAGUGACCUUGUGCUCACUGCUGCGGACGCCCGAGUCUUGACAUUCCGGGGAAUAAUCGACAACCAACUGGGCAGCCUGGAAGUCGUCGUUCAUUUCUUCAAGGAUCUGGAGCUAGGAGACACGUAUGGGAUCGACAUGCUGUCUAAGGUUCGGAAGGACAUCAACACGCACUGUGAGAGAAAAGGGAUCUCGAAAUGGGCUGAUCUGAGACGCACCUAUUUCAGGAGCCCGUGGUCCUACUGCUCCCUCGCUGCUGCCCUCAUUCUACUUAUUCUCACUUUACUGCAAGUGCUGUACGCCAUGUUAGCCUAUCACCUCCCCAAAUAAACUAGACGGCAAAGUCCAGCUUCCAGAUGGGCGAUGGCUUUCUUCUCCCCUUUUUGUUUGAUUAAGAGUUUAUAGAGUGACUUGUUGAA
Nymphaea colorata (pocket water lily) is the source of this 2528-nucleotide messenger RNA. RefSeq lists its product as uncharacterized. Bases 22 to 2439 code for a protein of 805 amino acids. The transcript has 2 exons. NCBI's taxonomy places the organism in Eukaryota, Viridiplantae, Streptophyta, Magnoliopsida, Nymphaeales, Nymphaeaceae. The record is from RefSeq and is a predicted model, not a curated record.